AUGUUACUGUUUCGGAGGAAUUUUUCUACAUCAAAGAGACUCAAUGGAGGAUUGAACAAGUACUCGGCUAUAAUCACCCAACCAAAGAGCCAGGGUGGAUCUCAGGCUAUGCUUUAUGCAACCGGUUUUGAUGAGAACGACAUGAAUAAGGCACAAGUUGGUGUCGGCUCUUGUUGGUGGUCUGGUAAUCCAUGCAAUAUGCAUUUAUUAGAUUUCAAUCACAGAGUGACAGAAUCGGUAAACCGGGCCGGAUUGAAGGGAAUGCAAUUCAACUCCAUCGGGGUAUCUGAUGGGAUAUCCAUGGGCACACACGGUAUGCGGUAUUCACUUCAGUCUCGGGAAAUUAUUGCGGACUCAUUUGAGACUAUUAUGAUGGCUCAGCACUAUGACGCCAAUGUUUCAAUUGCUGCGUGUGACAAAAACAUGCCUGGUGUCAUAAUGGCAAUGGGACGUCAUAAUAGGCCCUCUUUGAUGGUUUAUGGGGGCACAAUCAUGGCAGGUAGUCCAUGCAGCGGCUCUCCAAAGAUUUCGUCUAAGAUUGACCUUGUCUCAGCCUUCCAGGCUUAUGGUCAAUAUCUUUCAAAGGAACUGACUGAAGAGGAAAGUCAAGAUGUUGUGAGACAUGCCUGUCCUGGUCCUGGCUCCUGUGGUGGGAUGUAUACGGCUAAUACCAUGGCAUCCGCUGCCGAAGUGCUUGGUUUAACGCUUCCUAAUUCGUCUGCAUUUCCGGCUAUUUCACAAGAGAAGCUUGAUGAGUGUGACGCUGUUGGAGAAGCGAUCAAGAAAACGAUGGAAUUGAAUAUCUUGCCCCGGGAUAUCCUAACCAAAGAGGCAUUUGAAAACGCAAUUACAUAUGCCGUUGCAACUGGAGGAUCUACAAAUGCUAUUUUACAUCUAAUUGCCAUUGCUCAUUCAGCAGGUACAAAGCUUACAAUUGAUGACUUCCAAAAAAUAUCCGACCGUACACCGCUUUUGGGUGAUUUCAAACCAUCUGGUAAGUAUGUGAUGGCUGAUUUAAUCAAGAUUGGUGGUACGCAGGCUGUUAUUAAGUAUUUGUAUGAAAAUGGAUUCCUCCAUGGUGACACGAUAACAGUUACUGGUGAGACGCUAAAGGAGCGUGCCGCAAAGGCUCCUAGCUUAGAUUCUGCGCAGAAAAUUAUACACCCUAUCUCCAAGCCUAUCAAGGAAAGUGGCCAUCUACAGAUUCUAUAUGGUUCUCUAGCGCCUGGCGGUGCUGUUGGCAAAAUAACUGGCAAAGAGGGUUCCUAUUUCAAAGGUAAAGCCAGAGUAUUUGACGAUGAACCUUCCUUUACUCUUGCUCUUGAGAAUGGGGAGAUUAAAAAGGGUGAGAAAACAGUUGUAAUUAUAAGAUAUGAGGGACCUAAGGGUGGUCCAGGAAUGCCUGAAAUGUUGAAACCUUCAUCUGCCAUUGUUGGUUACGGUCUUGGUGGUGACGUUGCAUUAUUAACAGACGGUAGGUUUUCUGGGGGCUCUCACGGGUUUUUAAUUGGUCAUAUUGUUCCAGAAGCUGCCGAAGGUGGGCCUAUUGCUCUUGUUAAUGACGGAGAUGAAAUUAUUAUUGACGCUGAGCGUAAUACCAUUGAUUUAUUAAUUUCAAAGGAGGAAUUAGAGCAUAGAAGAUCCAAGUGGACUCCUCCUGCUCCACGCUAUAACAGAGGAACAUUGGCAAAAUACGCAAAAUUAGUAUCUAGUGCUUCAACUGGUUGCGUCCUAGAUGCUGACUGA
This is a messenger RNA of Eremothecium sinecaudum, 1746 nucleotides long. RefSeq names its product dihydroxy-acid dehydratase ILV3 (gene ILV3). The record is from RefSeq and is a predicted model, not a curated record. Lineage: Eukaryota; Fungi; Ascomycota; Saccharomycetes; Saccharomycetales; Saccharomycetaceae. Gene Ontology annotation, molecular function: dihydroxy-acid dehydratase activity. The transcript has a single exon. Bases 1 to 1746 code for a protein of 581 amino acids. Gene Ontology annotation, biological process: branched-chain amino acid biosynthetic process. Gene Ontology annotation, cellular component: mitochondrion.